ACAUCGUCCGCAUAUACAGGUCCCAGAUCUCCCAUUUCCUCCACUCCCCCUUCCCUUCUCUCCUCCUCUCUCCGUCCGCUCCUCUUCCGCCUCCCCUGCGUCGCCGGUGCCCAAAUGCAUGCUGCCCCCGAGGCAAACGCGGCCGGGGUGCCGGCAGCCUGGAACCCUGCGUCCGAUCAGACCGAUGGCUUCGGCGAUGACCCAUACUUCCUCGGGCGUUGCAUCCCCUGGCUGCCGCGCCUGGACCGCGAGCUGACUGGCAUUGCCCAUGUGGACGGCCGCUAUGACCCCUCGGCCGGACGGCACAUUGGCCGUGUGGUCCUCUGGCUGCCGGAUCACUCCACCCUUCGGACGACCCUCGACCGCGAGGGCGCCCCGCCGUCCUGCCCAGCGGCGCUCCUGCCUGCCGGGGGCACGGACACUGGGGAUCUGGCUUCCGACCUGGCGGCCGCUGGUGCUUGGCUGGAUCUCCCCUGGUCCGAUGAGGAGGACACUGGCAGCAGCGAUGGCGCCGAUGACGAUGACGAUGCUGAUGGCGACGACAGCGGCGAGACUGGCCCCGGUGCUGAGGCCUGCAAGGGACCUGAUAUUGUUGGGGGCCUCCUGGGCCUAUCCAUCAAUGCUGAUGCCGGCACCGGCACCGGCACCGGGACCGGCACCGGCACCGGCACCGGGGCCCUGCCCUGCCCCCUGGUUCCCUAUGACUCGGACAACGGGGCAACCCUCUUCGAGCGCCCGUGUGCCGCGGCCGGCUCGCCCGAGAUGGCGCCUCGCGCCUGGACACCGACCGCCACGUUUGAAUACUCCACCGGGGGGUAUGCCCGGCUGGAGGGGUUUGCCAUGGCAGUCCGGCGAAGUGCCCUCCCGGGAGCCCGGCUGGCGCCUCGCUGGCGUGAACAAGCCCCGGAGCCCCUCUUCGGCGGGGAGCCGACCAGGCGGCCAUCCCCAAGUGCCGAGGCUCCCGGGCCUUGGUUUGUCCCGCACGGCGAAGUGCGCGUCUUCGACAACACGGGUGCCUGCAUUCUCAAGGGACGUGCCUUCUUCGGGGUCUUGGCGCGCAUUCGUCUCUGGCAUGUGAACAUGCCCUCGCGCGCCCCGGAUGCCUCCCUUUUGCCCCCGCUCUCGGUGAUUGCCCUGCGUCCCGGCGUGGUGGACGAUCUCCCAUGUGCCGGGCGGUCGACGGUCGAGCAGCUGCCGGAAACCGGCCACGCGGAGCCCCUGCUGGCAGACUUCGUCCUGGCCCCCGGGGUCCGCCGGGCCGAGCUCUCGGUGUCGGCCGAACUGGACCCGGUCACCUGCCCGGCCGUUUUCAAGAGCAUUGCCCACUGCCAGGCGGUGCCGGAGGUGCCGGCCUCCGCACAGACCGACGCCUGCCUGGCCCUGCCGGCUGGGUCGACUCUUCCGCCUGUCCGAUGUGAAUGCCUUCGCAUGCCUCUCGAUGUGCCCCCGGCCCAGCCGACCCUGCUGAUGCUGUUGGCCGAUGACGAGUGCGACGACAGCCGAGAUUAUUGUGUUUGGAUCACCAAUGUCGGCAUUUCCCCCCUCAACGGCAUGGUCGAGUCGUGUCCAUUGCUCGGAUGCAAGGGCGACGCAUGUGCCCGUCAAAGUGCCCUGCCAGGCCCGGCGAGCUCCGUCCUUUUCGACAAUGGCCGUGAGGUGUUCGGGACCUUUAAGUGUGGGCGUUUUGGCCAGGCGCCCGCAUUCACCGAGCAGGAGCGAGCCCAUCUGAUCGCUCACCCGCCCCCCGGAUUGCGCAAAGCCCUCUCUCAGGUGGACCUGUCUGCCGGCAAUGAGCGCAUCAACAUCGAUGAAUCCUAUGACCCCUCCAACUGCCAGCACUUCAGCCAGGCUCCCCGGAGCCGGGAUCUGCUGGGGCUGUGCCGGACUGCCAUCGGGCCAUCGGGCGUUGGGCCCGACGCCGGAGACGGGCUCUUCGCCCUGUGUGACCUGGAGGAGGAUCGACUGAUCUCCUACUACAAUGGCAUCCGAGUUUCGGCCCACCACGUCGACAGUAGACCCUGGCACGCCAACAUCAAUGCCAUCACCCUUUGCCGGUUCACGGUGCUGGACGUGCCGCCAGGGGACUCCCCCUCUUUCGGGGCCUUCGGCGUGGCGGGCACGCGCCAGGUGGCCCCGGCCAUGGCUUACACCGCGACCUUGGCACAUAAGGCCAACCAUUCCUUCGACCAGGGCCAGGUGAAUGCCCGAUUCGCGGACACCUGGCAUCCACGCUUCGGGCACAUCAUGUGUCUCAUUUCUACGCGGCCCAUUCGCGCCGGCGAGGAGAUUUUCGUGUCCUACGGCUACUACAUCCCUCAGAAGGAGGAACCCCGUGACCCGGCCCCAGGCCGAGACACCAUCCCGUCCUUCCUGCGGCAAGUUAGCCAAAAUCGCAAGUCCGCCCUCACCCGGCUGGACUGGAGCACCGCCGAUAUUCCGGACUGGUAUCGUGAUGCGGCGAAGCAGUUCAUUUGACCCGCCCUGCAAAGGGCACAGCCGCCUGGGCGGCCGCACGGCCGCCCAAGCCCAGCCGGGCAGGACGAGGAGUCCUCCGGUAACAGCCUGGCGAAGUUGACAUGUGCAUGUGCCCACACACACAUGCUGGCACUCUCGGGUCUAUUUUCCUUACUCCCCCAUGGCACCAAGCAUCCGCUCCUGGCCAGCUGUGUGCCUCCUCCCUGCCUCCCCCCCCCCUCCCUUUUGCCCGUCUCUUGCUCCCUCCACUUCUUGGCGGAAGAGCACUAAUAGAUUGUCCUCGGGCUCGGUCAUGCGGGCCAGGGUGUUUCCAAA
Molecule: messenger RNA, 2790 nt
Organism: Fonticula alba
Lineage: Eukaryota; Rotosphaerida; Fonticulaceae
Exons: 5
Coding region: 115-2475 (786 amino acids)
Molecular function (GO): protein binding
Source: RefSeq, a predicted model, not a curated record